AUGGCAACCAAACAAGACAUUCAAGUGGCGUCGCUGGCUGCUGGCUUCACGCUUGGCUUUGGAUUCUUGACUGUGUGGAAGGCAAUUCAGCACACCAGGAGAAACAGGCGACCGUGGAAGAGCGCCUAUGUCUACAUGAUCUGGGGCGAGAUUAUUGCCAACCUCGCCAUCGGUAUCAUCGCAUGGGUAUUUCUUGAUGGGCUUCUGUCGCCAACAAUUCCCGUCUUGUUCUUCAUGCUGCUCCUCUGGACGUUUGAAAUCCAGCUACUGAUGCAAAUCAUUGUCAAUCGAAUUGCCAUCAUUGCAGAGCACCAAGACACUGUGACAAGGCUGAAAUGGGGCACGGCUUUCGUCAUUACAUGCAUCAAUAUUGCCGUCUUCUGCAUAUGGAUCCCCUCUCACAUUGUACCACCAGCGAGCGAGUUAUACGUCAAGAUAAAUGAAAUUUGGGAUCGAAUUUCCAAAGUACUCAUCUUGUUAGUCGAUGCAGGCCUCAAUUACUACUUCCUCCGGACCGUCAAGCGACGACUUGUAUUGAGACAUGGCUUAACCAAAUACGCCCCUUUGGUUGCUUUCAACGCCAGGUUGAUGGUGGUAUCUAUCCUCAUGGACGCGUUGCUUAUUGGUCUUAUGUCGCUGCCCAACCAAAUCGUCUAUAUACAAUUUCACCCGGUCACAUACAUGGUGAAGCUGAACAUUGAAAUGACAAUGGCAGACCUGAUUACGAAACUCGCGAGAGGCGAAAACUCGGAUACCCAUCUACCAUCUACGUCGAACCAUAGAACAAUCUCACACGAGGAUCCAGAAGACAACCACCAGACAAAGUCCUACCCCAUGCACACCAUCAACAAAACCAAAGCCGAGGAUUCCUCGUCAGAAGAACUUGGGGAUCUUGGAGUUACAAAAGUUGUCAGUCCUCAUGGGAGACUAAACGGGGUUAUCCAAGUGGAGACGGUCAUUACAUCGCGAAGUACACGCAAUAGCAGGGGAGAGCGUGAGAGGAACAUGGCGCCAAACUUUGAUGCGGAUGAUGAGUACCCCUUGGCUCAUAGUGGUUCGGAUGAUGGGACAAGACAUAGCAAUAUUAGCUCGGUGGCCAUGUGA
Messenger RNA from Metarhizium acridum CQMa 102, 1104 nucleotides. Lineage: Eukaryota; Fungi; Ascomycota; Sordariomycetes; Hypocreales; Clavicipitaceae. The record is from RefSeq and is a predicted model, not a curated record.